AUGGGAUCCCAAACACCUCUUAAGCUACCAAUAAUAGACUUCACCACACCUGGCACACUAAAUCAAGGCAGUCUUGAGUGGGAUUCACUGAAAGUUCAAGUAAGGGAAGCACUGAAAGAGUACGGUUGCUUUGAGGCUGUGUAUGACGAACUUCCACCAAAACUCCGAAAGUCCCAUUUCAGUAUCGUGGAAGAGCUUUUCAAUCUCCCUACCGAUGUUAACAAAGCUGAGAGUAUCACUGAUCCCAAGAGUGGUGCUCCACUGCCAAUUGGGUUAAUUGCAUGGGCAAAUGGGCAUCUGUACAAUGCGGUUCAUCGUGUAAUGAUGAGAGGAAAUAUAACACGGUACUCAACAGGGUUGUUUUCAGUCCCAAGAGAAGGCUACGUGUUGAAGGUUUCAAAAGAGCUGGUGAAGGGUAGUCUUGAAGGGGCUGGGAAUGAUGAAGACCAAACUUCUCGUAUAUGUCACCUACUUAGUUAA
Molecule: messenger RNA, 480 nt
Organism: Tripterygium wilfordii
Lineage: Eukaryota; Viridiplantae; Streptophyta; Magnoliopsida; Celastrales; Celastraceae
Product: probable 2-oxoglutarate-dependent dioxygenase AOP1.2
Exons: 3
Coding region: 1-480 (159 amino acids)
Molecular function (GO): dioxygenase activity
Source: RefSeq, a predicted model, not a curated record